UGCGCCGCGACGCCACUAGACGAAGUCGCGGCCCGUCCGUCCUUUUACGGGCCAGGCAGUGAAUGCACCGCUCGGAUUUUAAAUGGAGCAAUUAACCUUCGGGACGGACUUUUGCUGCUUUUCAGCCGACUUUCUCUGGUGUACUGCGACUAUACCGCUUCCGGAAGGUCGCUGCAGUUCCUUGAAGAGUACAUCGCGAAAGAGGUGCUGCCAUGUUUAGGCGACACACGUGCGUCCACUUCGAUCUGCAGCCUACAAUCUUCUCUGUUCAGACACGAAGCCAGAGACAUCGUCAGGCACGCGGUGGGGGCCGGCGAGCAGGAUGCGGUGCUGUUCACGGGUCAAGGCACGGCGGCUGCCCUUCGCGCGCUUCUGCGACACCUCGAUCUCUCCAAGUCCACGGUGGUGUUCGUCGGACCGUUUGAGCAUCACGCGAACCUGCGGCCUUGGCGGGAGCACGGCGUCAGGAUAGUACGAGUGUCCGAGACCCGUGAGGGUUUCUUAGACCUAAACGAUCUCGAACGGAGGCUGCUCAAAGUGCGAGCGGAGGGUGUUACGCAAAUGAUCGGAUGCUUCAGCGCUGCCAGUUGCAUAACCGGUGUUUUGGCAGAUGACGUCGCCACGACCCUUCUCCUACACCAAUACGGAGCGCUCAGCAUCUGGGAUUACACGGCCGCAGCGCCGUACGUUCAGAUCGACAUGAAUCCGCAUUUGCCGGGCGUCGGUGAGACAGCCGUCCACAAGGACGCGAUUAUUUUCGCCGGGCACAAGUUCAUCGGCGGUGUGCAGUCCCCCGGCGUGCUCGUGACCAAACGGUCCCUACUCAGAGAUAAAAUUGGCACGGAAGACAUGAGGGACUCCCAUCACUAUCACCGUGAUCCGGAGCUCCGGGAAGAGAGCGGCACCGCCGGUGUCGUCGAGACGAUCAGAUGCGGACUCGCGGUUCAAUUGAAGGAGAACGUCACGCCGCGAGCCAUCGUUGCCCGCCAAGAUAAGAUCUCCAGGCAAGUGUUGGCCCACGUGCGCACGAUCCCGGAACUGAUUCUGCUCGGCAGUGGCUCGCAGAAUGUUAAGAGGCUCCCGAUCUUUUCGUUCAUGGUGCGUCACCCGCGCGGCACGUUUCUCCACCACAACUUCGUGUGCGCCGUUUUGAACGACGUGUUCGGGAUACAGGCGCGGGGCGGCUGCGCGUGCGCGGGUCGUUACGCUCAUGACCUGAUGGGAAUCGACCAAGAACUCGCGAAGGAGUACCAGAAAGUGCUCGCAGAAGGCGAGAGGAACACCGACAACGAGGAGACCAACGCGGAGGGGCUGCGACCCGGCUUCGCGAAGCUGUCGUUCCCAUACUUCAUGUCCGAGGCUGAAGUCGCGUUCGUCCUGGAGGCGCUGAAGAUGGUAGCCACGGAAGGCUGGAAGCUGUUGCCGCAGUACGUGCUGAACCCGGACACCGGGGAAUGGCGGCACCACACGAACAGCGUGUUCAAAGAGCGGAAAUGGCUGAGCUCGAUCAGGUACACCGACGGGAAGAUGAACGCGUCCGAGAGGAGGGUGUCCGGGUCGGGCGUGCUACCGCAGAACUAUGGGGACUGCCUGCAGACAGCGCGGAAUAUCUUCAACCGCGCCAGGAAAAUGGCGCAGCGCUACCCGCUGCAGAUCGAUCGCAGCUACAACUUCGUCUCGGAGCGGAUGGAAGCGCUACGAUGGUUCAUGCUGCCGAGCGAGGCUCAAGACCUGCUGCUCGGCAACUCGCAGAACGUGAAGCAGGACGUGCCGUUCAAUCCUACGCUGUCCUGGAGCCGGCACGGGCAUCACACGCCGACCACCACGCACGACACACAAGUGAACUGUCUGGCCCUGGUGAACAGCAUCCGCAGAUUGAACAGCGACAUCAUCAGAGUAGGGAACGUGCCGAUCUCGGCGACGUCGCCCAGGCACAAAAGCCUGCCGGCGCUCAGCUCCGUCAGGCGGACGCUGCUGAACGCUGCCGAGUUCCAGUGUUCUUACUCCAGCGGCGGCAGCAGCGGCAACGAGGAGGAACGCUCGACCAGCGCCGACCGGAACAACGAGUCGACAGGGCAGAGGUCGCCGGCUACCUGCCCGAGUUCACCCAUGCCGGUGAGAUUCGCUGUUGGCGAGGUAGUCACGCCCUCGGCCCUCGGCGCGAUCCCUCACGCAGCCAGCCGGCCGAUCAAAGAGGAAAGAGAUAUCAUCGAGGCUGCGAACGCCGGUCGCGCGAGGUGCAAUUCCCUCGGCAGCACCGGCGGCGGAGAGAACGCGUCGGUGAACCGCAAAGUGGCGUCCUCCUCCUCGUCCCCUAUACCGCCGCUACCGUUGAGUCCUCAGACUCUGACCAGCUUAGGGUUGAGCGGGAGCAACGGCAGCUCGGCGAAGCCGAGGCGGCACCACUGCAGCUGCAGCAGCCAGACGGAACUGAACUCGCUGGAGCUGGAGAACGGCAGCCCGAACCACUCGAUCCUCUCGUUGACCUAUCACACCGCGGCGUCCCCGCCGUCCUCGUACUCCUCCGUCAGCGACUACACGGAGAAGUUCGUGGCCGGCGGCAGAUCGUCGCCGAUCUCGGCGAACGGCGGGCAAAGAUCGGAGGACGAUCUGAGCGCCUACGUGAAGGAGGUGACGAAGGAGCUGGCGACGGAGAUCAAGUCCGAGAUACGGGAGGUGAUCUCGAAGGUGGACGACGCGCUGUCCGAGACGAACACGUCGGAGAACACGCCGCAGCAUCACUCGCGCGGCAUGGCAAUGAUCGGCGGGCAGUCCUCCACCGAGGAGAACAGGCAGACCAGACACGACUCGUUCAACGCGAGCAACAUCGCCGAGUACCUGAUGGAGUUCUCGAAGGAGAUGGCCAGCGAGGUGAAGUCCGAGAUCAGAUGCAUGGUGAACGCGGUGGACGGGCUGCACAGACACUCGCCGGACGCGUCCGCCUCCGAUGUUUCCUCGAACGGCUGCGGCUCGCCCGACAGAGCGGGCAGGGUCGCGCAGCCGUCCGCGUCGCCUAGACUCUCCAGUACCAGGCGAAGCGGCCCGAUCGAGAUCACGGGGGGGAAGGUCGCCGGGCUGACGCAGCAGGAAAGCAAGAUGUCCAGCGAGUGUUCCUCCGACGAGACGGUCAUCUACGUGAUGAAGCCCGCGGAGAACGGGCAGCUGGUCAGCAGCCAGUCGAAGACUGACGACGAGGAGGUUGUCCACGAUCUCGACGACGACCUGAACGACGACGACGCGCAGGAGAGGGGCGGCCUGGAGAUCGGCGACGCGAGGAAGAUCCUACCAAAGAUAUACUCGGCGGUGAACUCGGUCAGCUCGCAGGACAGCGGGAUCAAUCUGUCCUUCCACGAGAGCGACAAGUCCCUCGACUCGGUGGACUUGAAGCGGAGCAGCAGCGCGGAAUCGAACUCCGCGAACAGCUACGGCCGCAAGCCGAGGACGGCCUCCGUGACGGCUCUGACGGGCAAGUCCAACUGCAAGCAACAGGUACGGCAGAACGACGACUUCUCGGAGGACGAGGAGUGCUCGAGCGACUUGAAGGAGGAGGAGAACCAGGAGGCGGCGUUCGAGUCGAAGGACGGUAAGUCCGACGUGGCUCGACCGCAGUGGCACUGUCCGCCUAAGAGCAUCUGGAAACCGACGGUCGAGGCUAUACAGGAAUUCGACAUGAUUCGCGACAGCGACAGGGUGCUGGUCUGCCUGUCGGUCAGCGGCAAGGACUCCCUGUCGCUGUUGCACACGUUGCGUCAGUAUAAGUUCUACGUUAGAUCGAAGGGUAUAGACUUCGAAAUCGGCGCGGCCGCGGUCGACACGGACGGAUUGGAUCCGAUCGAGAUGAUGAGCUACCUGAAGGCACUGGAUGUCCCGUACUACUACGAGGAUCGGAGCGCGGAGCAGAAGUCGAAGAUUAGCGAGAACCAGUCGGAGGACCCGCUGGAAGCGGGCAGCGCGUGUAGCUUUUGCAACCGGGCAAUCAGAGCACGGCUCUAUUCGAUCGCCAAACGGCACAAUUACAACGUGCUGGCCAUCGGCCAGCAUCUAGACGAUCUCACCGAGAGUUUCCUCGUCUCGGUGUUCCACGGCGGCAAGCUGAAAACCAUGAAGGCCCACUACUACAUCCGCAGGCAGGAUCUCAGGGUCGUCAGACCGUUCGUUUACGUUCGGGAGAAAUCGCUGAGGCAGUUCGCCGAGAGCAAGAAGCUGUUGGCUUCGCGGGGAACCAGGUCGAGCGACCUUCCCGAGAAACAGAAUCAAAACAAAGAAUUGAUCAUCCAACACGAGCGCACAUACCCUCGACUCUCGUGGUCGUUGAGGUCCGCUCUACGGCCACUGAUAGACGCGCACGGGCAACAAGCGGACUUGGACGCAGCCUGUGGCCCGAGCACGGCCAGCAGCUCGAGCAGUUCCAGCGCGAGUAGCAGCAGCUGCAGCAGCGCCAGCAACAGCGGUCAGCAAAAGAGGCAGCGACGAGUGAAAACGAGUUCCCUGUCGGCUGGCUCCGUCGCGCAGUGUCAAACGAAGGAUCAACAGGACAACGACGACACCGACGAGGAGCCGGUCCUUUGAGGGAGACCCGCCGCGAGAUGGGAUUUCCGUCGUUCCUCGGUCUCAUCCUCGCACCACCGUCGAAAACUACCAUUGAACCCGUUCUCCGUCGUGAGGAGAAGACGGCUGCGGUUCGCCGCGGCCGUCGCCAACCCCGUUGCCACCGCGGACGCACGCGAUCCGAAAGGAGGAUCUUAAGGACGGCCGACGACGCGACAAGAGUAUCGCGACGGAGCCAGAUCGACGGACGAUUUCGAAGCCGCGGGUGGAUCUCGUGCGACGAGCUGCGUUUUCCGUUGUCAAGUAGCGUUUAAUCAGUUCCGACUAUUUUAGACGGUCCCGAAUUACUUGCCAAUCGUUCGAACAAUUCAUCCGAGAACUCGGGACCUCCGUCGCGUAGCGAACGUAAUAGACGUCGGCGUCGAAGUUGCUCGCGAAUGUUUAGCAGCCGAUCGACGCGUCGAUCGGGAAGGGAUCGUCGGCGCACGAAUGUCGGGCGGCGCGAUCGCAGCGACGCUAGGCAGCGUCUCUCUCUCGCGGCCGGGCACGGCCGAGCCGCCAUCUUGUCGGCGCGCCGCUGCGACCCGUCCGCUCGCCGAGACGAUAUCGCUUCUCAGAGCUACUUAAGAGAUACACGUUUGUUGCGCGAUUAAAUGUUACUCUUACCUAAGGACACUUAGCGUUUAAAUAACCACAACAACACAUGCUGAGACUUCGGUUGUACUUCGCGAGUUCGGGGCGCCGCGACGACGGCGCGGGGAGUACGGUCGUUACCCUGGGACACGGGGUAGACGCCGGAGGCCAGCUGGUCCCCGUUCCCCGACCAUCGUUCCGUUCCCAUAAGAUAUCGCGCUGAUCGUGAAACCGCGGUGCGAAGCACGUUCGACUCGACUCGGACCGGCGACGGUGGCCCGAACGCGAAAACCACGGGGAACAGGUUGACCUGAGAUGAACCAAAACCUCGACUGCUCAACCGGCGGGACUGCGGCGCAGUUAACGGCGGACGCUUCAUUCUUUUUUAUAUGUACACGACAAAUUGUGAUUACGGGGGAUCGCGCGAGCGCGCGUUCCAGCUUCGCCGGCGAUUAGGGUGUAGUGCGAUUAAGACACAAAAUUUUUUGUAAACCGCGACCACGGACCGGGGCGAGCCUCUCUCUUUUUCGAGACACUUUUUUUGACGAGCGCAUGCGAACGAAACGGGACGGAAAGGAAGUGUAGACAUUCGGUUCCUCGACGCGAGAGAAGAGAGAGACGAACGAUGCGCGCGUGUCUGCGCUCCGUCGUUCACGGAUCGAUAGGGCGUUCAUUUUUUUGCGGUCAGAAAAAAUGUCGCCCUUGACCCUCUGGGAACGAUCACACUCAUUGAUGCGCGCGCGCGCGCGCGUGGCGAGCCGCGGGAAUAUUCGGUUUGGUCCACCGUGAUUUCGACACGGUGGGCAUCGGUACUCGACACGAUACGCGUAUUUAUUGCACCGACUGAUUGAGAAACGAGACGCGAUUGAGGGGUGGAAGGUUUUGACGAAUUCUCAGCGGCGUGACACGUAACUCCGAUCGCACGCGCACAACGAUGCGCCGACUCGGGCGCACUCGUGGAACACGUUGUACAUAGAUUGCUUAUAACAGAGCGGACCGAAGGGAGAUCACACGGUUACAUCAUUAAACGAAAGCUUUUUCCUCUUAACUGGUACGCGCGCAUGAAUAUUAUACAUGUAUAAAC
This is a messenger RNA of Nomia melanderi (Alkali bee), 6265 nucleotides long. The record is from RefSeq and is a predicted model, not a curated record. Lineage: Eukaryota; Metazoa; Arthropoda; Insecta; Hymenoptera; Halictidae.